AUGAGACUCCUCCUGUCGCUCCCGGUCCUGGUGGUGGUUCUGUCGAUAGUUUUGGAAGGCCCAGCCCCAGCCCAGGCGGCCCCUGACUUCUCUUCCACCUUGGAGCGCAUCCCGGACAAGCUGAAGGAGUUUGGAAAUACCCUGAAAGACAAGGCCAAGGCAGCCUUUGACAGAAUCAAACAGAGUGACAUUUAUGCCAAGACCGGGAGCUGGUUCAACAAAAUGAAGGAGAAACUCAAAACUGCCUUCUAA
Trichechus manatus latirostris (Florida manatee) is the source of this 252-nucleotide messenger RNA. RefSeq names its product apolipoprotein C1 (gene APOC1). Lineage: Eukaryota; Metazoa; Chordata; Mammalia; Sirenia; Trichechidae. Gene Ontology annotation, biological process: negative regulation of very-low-density lipoprotein particle clearance; very-low-density lipoprotein particle clearance; triglyceride metabolic process. Gene Ontology annotation, molecular function: fatty acid binding; phospholipase inhibitor activity. Gene Ontology annotation, cellular component: high-density lipoprotein particle; very-low-density lipoprotein particle; extracellular region. The transcript is spliced from 3 exons. The record is from RefSeq and is a predicted model, not a curated record. The coding region runs from base 1 to 252 and encodes 83 amino acids.